ACUCUAGGACAGCAUUCAAGGCUUUUAGGACCAUAAUGGAUAUUUUGGGGAAGGCUUGUGACAUAAUAGGUCUAUGCUUGCAAUGCCUUUGAUUUUGUUGGAAAUACUUGCUGUAAUGCUAUGAGACACUCUGAGCUCCAGAAAUAGACUGGCUGCUUGCUCUGCCAUCGACUGUGAUUGGUAAAGACUGCAAGACAGAGAUAACACUCUGACAGGAUGGCAUCACAGGACGGGGAGGAGCCUCCUCCAAAUGGCAGCCAAACAGAUAGUCGUCUAAAGAGCAAGAAGCCACCCAGCCUUGUAAUAGUCAUCCCUCCACCUGAGCAGAUGAUGUCACACGGCCCUGAAAAACGGCCAGUGCGACCGUCUCUGAAAAAAAGUGUAAGUGGCCAAGCAACUGGUUCUGUGUCUGAGAGCGUCACUGGAGCCGGAGAUGGAGGCUUUUCAGCCAGAGACAGAAGGUCGAAGUUUGGUAGACAAACAUCACUGUCACAAAGCAUCCGAAGGAAUACAGCCCAGUGGUUUGGGGUAGGCGAAGACUGCGAGACCAAGCAGCAGGUAUGGCACAGGAAGAGCCUACGCCACUGUAGCCAGCGCUAUGGCAAACUGAAGGCCCAGUAUAGAGAGCCUGAGACGACCACCAGCAUCGACCAGAACCUGGACUCGCCAGCCACACAUAGGAUGCCCAAGAUUGUUGACCCCCUGGCACGGGGUCGAGCUUUCCGUUGUCCAGAUGAGAUGGACGGUCGCUCCCCGAGAACACCUCAUGCCACUCCAGGAGUUCCUGUCACACCGGGGGUCACCUCACUCAGCUCCUUCACCAGCCAGCGCUCCGGGUACAGCCGCUUCCCUAGAAGAAAGAGAGAAUCUGUCGCCCGCAUGAGCAUCAGGGCUGCGUCCAACCUGCUGAGGGGCCGUAGUGGUUUGGCAGGCUCACAGACUGGUCGCAGCUUCCCCAGAAGGAGCUUCGCCAGACCCAGCUGGAUGGACGAAGAUACUGUGGAUUCUGCAGACGCAUCCGAGUCGCUGUUCUUUAGCAAGGUUGAUGCCCAUGAUGAGUUAUACUCUAUGGCUGAUGAUGUAUUUGAAUCGCCUCCCAUAUCGGCCUCUUUUGCUCCGUGCGAUCAGCCUGACAUGAAGUUCUCCAACCUUAAGGACAUGAUUCGGACCCCCAGGACACCAAAUGUGAUACCCGAAAAGAGUCAUCCUCGUCGUGGUGGUCGCAUUGCCUCCCAAGUUAAGCACUUUGCAUUUGACAAACAAAAGCGUCAGUAUGGUAUGGGCGUUGUGGGGAAAUGGCUCAACCGACACUAUCGACGCAGCCUCAGCAGCAACGUCCAGAAACAGCUGGACGACUUCAGCAGCCACAGGCCCUACUUUACCUACUGGAUUACAUUUGUCCACAUAGUUAUCACAUUGCUGGCCUGCUGCACAUAUGGUUUUGCCCCUGUGGGGUUUGCACAACAUUCUACAUCUGAACUGGUGCUGAAGAACAAGGGCAUUUAUGAGAGUGUCAAGUAUACACAACAGGAGAACUUCUGGAUUGGUCCCCGCUCUGAUGAUCUGAUCCACCUGGGGGCCAAAUUCUCACCCUGCAUCCGUCAGGACACACAGAUCGUCAGUCUGAUCAAGAAGGCCAAAGACCUUGAACGAGAAUCUGGCUGCUGUGUUCAGAAUGACAACUCUGGAUGUGUGCAGACCCACAGCUGGGACUGCUCUGAAACGCUGGCCACCUUUAUUAAAUGGAACAAUGAAAAUGUGGACAUCAGCAGGUCUUCUGGUUCUGUCUGUCACCAGGAUCCCAGAGUGUGUGAAGAGCCUGCCUCUGCUGAGCCUCAUACGUGGCCAGAUGACAUCACUCAGUGGCCGGUCUGUACAUAUCCACAAAAGUGGAACCACACAGGCUACAGACACAUGGACUGUAACAUCAAGGGACGGCCUUGCUGCAUAGGAACGAAGGGCAGAUGUGAGAUCACAACCAGAGAGUAUUGCUCUUUCAUGCAUGGAUACUUCCAUGAGGAAGCCACACUCUGCUCACAGGUACACUGUCUAGAUGAUGUGUGCGGUUUGUUGCCCUUCCUCAACCCUGAUGUUCCUGACCAGUUCUACCGUCUCUGGCUCUCUCUCUUCCUCCAUGCUGGGCUUUUACACUGUGUGGUAUCAGUAGUGUUCCAGAUGACCAUACUGAGAGACCUGGAGAAGCUGGCAGGUUGGGCACGCAUCUCCAUCAUAUACAUUCUCAGUGGCAUCACUGGUAACCUUGCCUCUGCCCUGUUCCUGCCCUACAGAGCUGAGGUGGGUCCCGCAGGGUCUCAGUUUGGCCUCCUUGCUUGCCUCUUCGUUGAGCUGUUCCAAGGUUGGCAGAUGCUGGAGAAGCCGUGGAAGGCCUUUCUCAAACUGGUGGGCAUCGUCCUCUUCCUCUUCCUGUGUGGCCUUCUGCCGUGGAUCGAUAACAUCGCCCACAUCUUUGGCUUCCUCAGCGGCUUGCUGCUGUCCUUUGCCUUCCUGCCCUACGUCACCUUCGGGACAUUUGACAAGUAUCGGAAACGUAUCCUCAUUGUUGUCUCGUUGUUGGCCUACAUCGGCCUGUUCUCUUCCCUCAUCGUUUGGUUUUAUAUUUACCCAAUUAACUGGCACUGGCUGGAGCAUCUCACUUGUCUGCCCUUCACAAGCAAGUUUUGUGAAAAAUAUGACAUAGACCACGACAUUGACCAUGUGGUGCUCUAGUCUUUAAGAUCCUGAUGACACCUAAGAGGAGCUUCUGUGCUGCUGGUCCACUACUGAUCAUUGUGGUGACCUUUUAAGAUUUGGCAAUCAUAUUUUUAUUGUUUUCUGAUAAAGGAUCUGCUUAAAAGCCAUGUGAAUUGGAAGAGGAUCAGCCUGUUCUCAUCAGCCUGCUGACUUGCUUACUCCCGGAAAGCUUACUCAACCUUUUCAAUCCCCAGCCAAAUCUGGUACGACUUCGUGGUUUGUCCUCAGAAUCAGAGGGCAGGAAAAGAUACUCAGGACAUUAAAACUGAAACAAGCAGGAUGGACACCAAUGAAAACAUUUAUAGAGCAAGACUGACAGGCCUCUUCAUUUUACAAAGUCACUUCAAUCUAAAGACAAUGGGAAUGUCUCAGUCAGUUUCCCUUUAAUCCCAUGAACAACAAACCGCUGCAGUGAAAAGAAAGACUGGUGCAUAAAUGGUUCAUCAGGUAUCUUGUAGCCCAGUAAACUGAGAUACAUUAGAUGCUUCCGAACCGUAAUUCUUGUUUUCAGCCACACUGGAUUUAACACUACAAAAGCUAUGUUCUGCUGCUUUUCAAAAUAGUGAGAAGUGUUUUUCCGAACCAAUUAUAAAAUUUUUGCUCAUUGUAUGUAUGCACACUUGGCAUGUCAAUCAAUAUUGUUUGAAUCCUGAAAUGGUAUGCUAAAGGUAACGAUAUUUUCCAAGUAUUCAUUGUGCAGCUGGAAUAGGAAAAAUCUAAUAUCAGUGGUCAACUAAGGCAAGAUUUCUAUCUAUAACCACUAGUUGCCUUAAACGGACUAUGCCAUUUUACAAAGAUGCCUCACUGUAGUUUUGCAUUUGGUUUGUGAUUAAAUUUUUGACCCCUGAUGAACAUAUUUGUGACCCUAACCUAACUAAGCUCACAUGCUGCUUUUUAUUCUCAUAUAUGCAUGUUGUUUUCUACAGUCACCUUUCUGUAUGUCCCUGCUACGUAUGAAUUUUAAAAUAAUCCCUGCUUUUAAUGUCACCAUUUGAUCAUAUUUUUCUGAUCACAGUUGUGCCUAAAGCAUUUUCUAGAUUUUCUCUGAAAUACAUCACACACAUAAUAUUUAUUCUAGGAGCAAUGAUUUAAUCUGGCUUUUUGUUAGAUCAAAGCAGGUUUUAUACUGUAUUUUUUGACUAUGGAAACCAUACUCACAUGAUCCUAUCUAAGUUUUCCCCAGGCCCUUAACUUGUGAAAUGCACUGUAAGAGUCUCUGGUUUCACUAUUUACACUCACUGAUACUAAACAAUACAAGACAGAUGGUUUGAAACUAAAUCAGGACGGAUGGAAGCCUUGUUCUCUACAUUUCCUUUUGUCUGUGCUCAUGCAGCUGAAUGCUUGGGUUGUGGUCCAUGACCCGCAGUAGAUGUUCCUGUUUGAAUGUGGUAAGUCCUGACACCUAAAAUGAAACAUUUCUCACAUCCUUGGCUUUAAAUGUCGCUGUUCGUUGUUUGUCGUUAUUCAGGUUUCUGGUAUGUGUUGACCCCAGCUGUUAGGAAAGCCCCAGUAAUGACUCCUGUGUAGAGGAUUAUGUGAGUUUAGUUACUAAGUGAGUUACGAGAUUAUGUGAGUUUGUCGACAGAGGUGACUCACUGAUCAUCUGGUGUUUUUCAGGACACAAGUUGUUAAAAAGCAGUUCAGAUGUUGGAAAAUGUAGAUGUAUUAUUCCGUUUUAGCAGACUGCUGCAGCCACACGACUCGGCCCUCGUAGGCAAAGUGUGAACAAUAGCGUCGACCUUUUUUAAGAAAACCUCUUUUCUGUGCCUUCGGACAUGGGAGCAUGUGAAUGUUUGAGCUGAACCACAACAACCAAAUCCACCAUCAUGAAUAUGCAGCAGCAGCAGCAGCUGUGUUUGCAUAGGGACCAAAUAAUUUCAUCCUUUUUUUUCCUAUUUAAUAGCUUAAAAUGAGAAAGUUUAAAAUUACUUUUCAGGUCAUUGUCAAGGUAUUGUUCUUUUUUGCUUUGGUUUUGUAUGUGAAAAUAUGUGUCAAUUAAAGCAGUCAAAAUAAAUGCACUCUUAUGAAGUUCA
This is a messenger RNA of Amphiprion ocellaris (clown anemonefish), 4784 nucleotides long. RefSeq names its product inactive rhomboid protein 2. Gene Ontology annotation, biological process: regulation of epidermal growth factor receptor signaling pathway; regulation of protein secretion. NCBI's taxonomy places the organism in Eukaryota, Metazoa, Chordata, Actinopteri, Pomacentridae. Gene Ontology annotation, molecular function: serine-type endopeptidase activity. The record is from RefSeq and is a predicted model, not a curated record. Gene Ontology annotation, cellular component: endoplasmic reticulum membrane. The coding region runs from base 217 to 2727 and encodes 836 amino acids. The transcript is spliced from 18 exons.